This is a messenger RNA of Castor canadensis (American beaver), 6480 nucleotides long. It is a transcript of the gene Pkdrej, whose product is annotated as polycystin family receptor for egg jelly. The record is from RefSeq and is a predicted model, not a curated record. Gene Ontology annotation, cellular component: membrane. Lineage: Eukaryota; Metazoa; Chordata; Mammalia; Rodentia; Castoridae. Gene Ontology annotation, biological process: detection of mechanical stimulus. Gene Ontology annotation, molecular function: protein binding; calcium ion binding; calcium channel activity.
AUGCGGCCGGGGCCCGCACUGCUGCUCCUGGGCCUGGGCCUGGGCCUAGGUGGCCUCUUGCCCCGGCCUGGCCCUCGCGGGGCGCCGGCCUGGCCAUCGGGCGUCAUCGGGGGUGCCCCGGGGCCGGGGCUGCGUGGUGGCCUCUCCCGCCUCCGCCCGCGGCCCUGCGCGGCCUCCGAGGACGGUGACUACAGCGACCUCUCGGCGAGGCGCGCGGCCCCGCUCCGCCUGCUCCAGCGCGCCCCGCGCCGGGCCCGCCGCCCGCAGCCCGCCGGGCCCCGGUGUCCCUCGGGGGCGCCUGCCGUCAACUCGUCGGACAGCAGAGCCCUGCCGGCCUCCGAGUCCUGCCAGAAGAGCCCCUGCAGCAUCCAGCAGGUGAAGAUCAACAGGAACGACGAGCACGCGCCUCUGAUUUUGAGCCGGAAGGCCGAAGCCACCCUCAACGUCACCGUGCGCUACCAAUGCCGGGUUUUCCAGUCCAUUACACAGUUCUGGCAGGUCUUUUCCGCGCCCUCUGUGAACGACAAGCCCGACUGGACCCGACCUGUGCAUGCCCCGCUGCUGCGGAGAGGACCACCCACCACCGUUAUACACAUCCCCAAAUCCUCUCUGCCCUGGGGGGUGUACGUGUUUAACUACACAGUGAUCAUCGUCCUGCGGGACCCCCAGAUGCCUGUGCUCACAGCCUCAGAUUCCAUCUACGUCUGGAUCAUUAGGAGCCCCCUGAAGGCCGUUAUUCUGGGACAUGCCAACCUAACCCUUAAUUUCUCAGAUGAACUGGUUUUGAAUGGAAACAUGUCCUCUGACCCAGAUGUGCCCAGACCCUUAGAAGGACUCCAUUUUUCUUGGCACUGUACCACAAAUCCAGGAAACUAUGCUGGAGGCCAAAUAACCAUGACAAACAAGGAAGUCUGUCACCCAGAACAGUCUAGUCUAAAUUGGCCCAGGGCCUCUAGCCCUGUACUAACACUUCCGCCGGAAACACUUAAAGGGGAUGGGGUGUAUUAUUUCAGAAUGGUGAUCAAGAAGGAUUACAGAACAGCAUUUUCUGACAAAAUGGUGCAUGUGCUCCCAGGAUCGAGGCCUGUGGCACACAUUUCCUGUAUCGAAAAUUGCGACAGCACUUUCGUCCUAUCAGACAGAUUUUCUUUGUUUCUAAAUUGCAUGACCUGUGGCAGCCGUGAUAUCUAUAACUGGUCAAUUUUGUCGCCGUCAGGUCAUGAGUUGCCAUUUGAUUGGACUUGGCAAACCGUGACAGGGAGAAAUAGCGCUUACUUGUCUGUAAAAGCUUUUGCCUUCAGAAAUUUUUUGGAAGGCAAGUUUUGGGUUUCUGUCUAUCUAACAAGCUGGAGUGGUCUAACCUUGGACUUCAGGCAUCCCUUUGUUAUUAACCAUGGCCCUCAAAUUGGGGAAUGCAAAAUUAAUCCAACUAAAGGGAUUGCAAUUAUUACUAAAUUCGUUGUCGAGUGUAGUGAUUCUAAGGAUAAACCCACCCCUCUUACAUAUAAAAUAAUAGUGUCUGAUUUGGAUGGUGUUGGCGAAAUCAGUUCAGUAAGAGAAAACACCCUUGGAGCCAUCCUGUAUUUGGGGGCAAGUUCCACAGCACCCCCUUCCUUUCUCCCUGUUGGUGUGCUGGCGAACCGUUAUGCCUUGAAGAUAUAUGCUCAGGUUUAUGACUCUCUAGGAGUUUUUUCUCAGUUGACUUUGUCCGCCACCGUCCAGGCUCCUGCUGACGAAAACACUCCAAAGACUGUGCUGCAUCAUUUACUCAAUUUCACCAUGGGACCAACUUCCUUGCUGUCUAGUUUGUUUCAAAAGCAGGACUGGUUGCCUGCAGGUUACCUAAUGUAUGUAGUAGCUUCUGUUUUGAAUAACAUGAAAACUGAACCAUCUCUGCAGAACCACAAAGCUCAUCUUCGGGAAUACCUUGUAAAUCAGUCUUUCGUGCUUCCUGUGAGCACGCUGGAUGAAGUUAGCCAGGUGGUGAUGGUUAUUGCCAAAUUAACUCAGAAAACCUCUGAAUUCACUCGAGUCGCUCAGAAGCGUGCCACAGAGAGGAUAUGGCAGGCGAACCAAGCCCUGCAGGAGUAUCAACAAAAAGACAAACGCUUUCGCUCUGAACAAAUAGAAAUCGUGAGCACCGGGAUCUUAAUGAGUUUGUCUAAUAUCCUCAAACUGACCAGUCCUUACGAUGUGUUCGAAGAUCCUUUCCAUGUAGUGGAAUCUCUCUCAGACACAAUACUGGCUAAGAAAAUACCAGGGAGUGAAACCACGGUGCUGAGGACCUCCAACUUUAACAUGUAUGUGCAGAAAGUUGAAAAGCAGAAUGUGAACCAGGCCUUCAGAAAUGAGAAACUGUGCCCAAAUUGUCUCCAUGCAACACUGAAUGUGAGCAGGGUUCCCAGCCUGCCUGCGAAGGCUCCAGUGUCUCUGAUGUUUUGUGAGUUUGCAGACAACCCCUUUCCUUGGUUAAGUUAUCCGGAAAACACUUCCACAGAGGUGGUUGGGUUCAGAAUGAGUGGAGCCAUGGAGAAUGGUAGUGUGGUAGAGAUCACACCCGAUGUAGCAGAAGUGUACUUCGUCAGAAAAAACCCGACCUUUACUACUUUCAAUCUCACCGUGGGACCCAGCAAUGAGGUUGGUGGGUCCUCAAAGAAGACAGCGGGGGGCGUUAGCUUUGAGGUAGACAGCAGUGCAGUGAGGGAGGUGCUGGUCCACAUUGUGACAGAAGUGACCGUGUUGUUCCAGGUGCUGGUGUAUGCAGGCAGUAGGGUCACUCCCUCGGAUCUGAUAGCCACUUUCCUUGUGCCUCAAGAUGUCCCUCCAGUUGUCAACCAGACUGGCCUGUUUGACCCCGCCUGUGCAGUUAGGGAGGCCCGCGUGGUUUGUCUGCCAUCAUCCCUGCUGCAGAUCAUAGCUCAGCGUGGCCACUCACUGAGGUGCACCAUAUCCGUGAUUCUGCAGGCACCUCGUUUUGUCCUGGAGCCCAGUGACAAGUUAGUGAGACUUUCUCUCUUCACUGUUCACUGCUUGGACAUGUACGGGAUCCAGAAUGAUUGGAGAGAGGACACCUGUGUACUAGGUGAGAAGACCACCUGGGACAAAGUGCACUGUGUCUGCAGCAACAUAGUGAGGCACAGGCAGCAGCUGAGCUCAAUCAGACUGGCCUACCUUCACCUGCACACUCACUUUGUGACCGCCAAGGUCAUUGUGAUCCCGAACCCUGUGGAUCUGCAGUUAAAGGUCAUCCAGAACCUUAACCAAAACCCCGUGACCCUCUUGGCUGUGCUUUUCAUUAUGUUCAUCUACAUGGUUCUAGCUUUCUGGGCCUUGCACAGGGAUGAAAUGGACCAAUUUCUUCGGGACCGUGUGAUAAUUCUACCUGAUAAUGAUCCUUAUGAUAACAUAUGCUACCUGGUCACCAUCUUUACAGGGAGUCGCUGGGGGUCUGGUACCAGGGCCGAUGUCUUUGUCCAACUUAGGGGAACAGAGAAUACCAGCGAAGUGCAUUGUUUAAGCCAUCCACAUUUUACAACUCUAUACCGAGGAAGCAUCAACACUUUCCUCCUAACAACAAAAAGUGACUUGGGUGACAUCCAUUCCAUUCGAGUGUGGCACAACAAUGAGGGCAGAGCACCUAGCUGGUAUUUAAGUCGAAUCAAAGUGGAAAAUCUGUUUAGCAGAAACAUUUGGCUGUUUGUGUGUCGGAUGUGGCUUUCGGUUGAUACCACUUUGGGCAGAACGUUUCGUGUUAUCCACCCAGACGAGCCUCUGAGGAGAAAGGACUUCUUCCUGAUAGACAUGUGUGAUAAGUUAGGGAAAAACCACAUGUGGUUCUCUGUUUUUUCUGGGGGUGUUCCUAAGUCAUUCAAUAGGCUCCAAAGACUGUCUUGUUGCUUAGCAGUGUUGCUAAGCUCUCUUGUUUGUAAUAUUAUGUUCUUUAAUGUGAACAGACAAGAACAAACUAUGUCAAGAGAGGGGCGCUACAUCAGAUCAAUGAUGAUAGGGAUUGAAAGUGUCUUAAUUACAAUCCCUGUGCAAUUAUUAAUAACAUUUUUCUUCACCUGCUCCCAGAAGAGAUCUCAAGUGAGUCUAGAUGAGGUAGUUCCUCAGAAGCACCCCCUCAUGUCAGAAGAAAAUGGGCACUGGGAAGACCGUUUGGGCAGGUGGCAUGCUUGUGAAUCUGCCAAGGAAGCUGCAAAGCCCACCUCAAAGAAGAAGCCUGAACUUCCAGAGCAUUCUCUCCAGCAGACCUCCACAACACCACACCAGAGUAAGAAAGCCAAGAAAAACCCAAAAACCCUGAAGAAAAACACAAAUUUCAAUAACAGUAAUGUAGAAGGCAAUCAAGAUGCUUCUUCAAGAAGGUCCUCUACCCAAAUGGAUUCUGAGCACUUUAAAAAGAAGCCCUGGCUCGUCCUGCCUUGGUGGUGUGUUUAUAUAGCGUGGUUCUUAGUGUUUACCACUUCCGGCAUAUCAUCAUUCUUUAUUGUAUUUUAUGGCCUGACUUAUGGCUAUGACAAGUCAGUAGAAUGGCUCUUUGCAUCUGUCUGUUCAUUCUGUCAGUCAGUUUUUCUGGUGCAGCCAUCUAAGAUUGCACUCUUGUCAGGCGUCAGGACAAAUAAGCCCAAGUACUGUAAAAACCUCUCAUGGUCGAGCAAGUACCAUUAUACAGAGAUUAGGAUGCACCAGGUGAAGAUGCGCCCGGAGGAAAGAGAGCAGCUCCAUCAGCAAAUCAUCCGCAUUCGAGGCUCACGCAUGUACCAGCCCCUCUCGGGGGAUGAGAUCAGAAUAUUCCAACGCAAGAAGAGGAUCGGGAGAAGAGCCCUCCUGUUUCUGAGCUACAUUCUGACUCAUUUCAUCUUCCUGGCCCUUCUCUUGCUCCUCAUCAUCCUGCUGCACCACAAUGACAGCUUCUACUACAACCAGUUCAUUGGCGAUCAGUUCUCAGUGGGUCUGUCAGCCGUGAGGAAGUUGGAAGACAUCUAUAGGUGGCUCAACAGUGUGCUCUUGCCUUUGAUCCACAAUGACCUGAAGCCCACAUUUCUUCUUGACAGCUCUUCUAAAAUUCUUGGCCUUCCACUCAUGAGGCAAGUGAGAGCCAAAUCUAGAAAAAAAAAAUGUCUGCCUGCCAAAAACUUUGUGCAAAACAACACUGCAGGAGAAAUUUAUUGUCAUCCCAAGUAUGGCACUGACCCAGAAGACACAGAAAACUAUUCUAGCUUUUGGAAAAGGGGUGGUAUGCUGCCCACAGACAACAAUACCAGUGGGUUUGUUUAUAAGCCUCCAGGGAAAGAAUGGGUAUAUUAUACCUAUGGAGUGUUACACACCUACGGGUCAGGAGGGUAUGCAUUCUAUUUUUUUCCUGAACGGCAGCAGUUUAAUUCCACACUGAGGCUUAAGGGACUCCAAGGAAGCAGUUGGCUUGAUGAGAAGACAUGGGCUGUGAUUCUGGAACUAACCACAUUUAAUCCAGAUGCCAAUCUGUUCUGUAGCAUUUCGGUUGUGUUUGAGGUCUCUCAGUUAGGGACCAUCAACGCGAGCGUCUCAGUGCACUCUUUCUCACUUGCUGAUUUUAACCGGGAAACGUCAGCAGAAAUCUACCUGUAUGUGGCCAUUCUCAUUUUUUUUCUAGCCUACAUUGUUGAUGAGGGCUAUAUCAUCACACAAGAAAGAGCAUCCUAUGUGAGAAGCGUGUACAAUCUGCUCAACUUUGCUUUGAAAUGCAUAUUCACCAUGUUGAUUGCACUCUUUUUCAAGAAGCAUGUCUUGGCUACUGGCAUAAUUCAAUUCUACCUGUCGGACCCUGUAAACUUCAUUCCCUUUCAUGCAGUUUCCCAAGUAGACCAUAUCCUGAGGAUAAUUUUGGCUUUCCUGCUAUUUCUGACCAUUUUGAAGACACUCAGGUAUUCCAGAUUCUUCUACGAUGUGCGCCUGGCACAGAAAGCCAUCCAGGCUGCCCUUCCUGGCAUUUGCCACAUGGCCAUUGUGGUGUCUGUGUAUUUCUUUGCAUAUAUGGCUUUUGGUUACCUGGUAUUUGGUCAGCAUGAAUGGAAUUAUAGUAGCUUGGUUCAUGCCACUCAGACGAUAUUCUCUUACUGUGUCUCAGCUUUUCAGAACACUGAGUUUUCCAGUCACAGGGUCCUGGGGGUCCUUUUCCUCUUGUCUUUCAUGCUGGUGAUGAUUUGCAUCUUGAUCAACCUGUUUCAGGCAGUGAUCUUGUCUGCCUAUGAGGAGAUGAAGCAGCCUGUGUACGAGGAGCCAUCCGAUGAGGUAGAAGCAAUAACCUACUUGUGUAGCAAGCUACGAACUAUGUUUAGCUUUCUGACCUCCCCUUCUAGGGAGGACAGGAAGGACAGUGAUGAGCCUGACUUCUUUGAUGAAAUGCUAUAUGGGCAGCCAGAGAAGAACAGUCACCGGUACCUGGGGCUGAAGACCAGAAACAUCAAUGGGAAGAAAAUGGUUUACCUUGUUGUUUGA